Molecule: messenger RNA, 1319 nt
Organism: Poecile atricapillus (Black-capped chickadee)
Lineage: Eukaryota; Metazoa; Chordata; Aves; Passeriformes; Paridae
Product: serine/threonine-protein phosphatase 1 regulatory subunit 10-like
Exons: 2
Coding region: 196-708 (170 amino acids)
Source: RefSeq, a predicted model, not a curated record
GCCGACGGGCGGGCGGGCCGGGCCGGGCCCCGGAGGUGGUGCCGACGCCCGCCGGCUCAGGCCCGGCGCCCGCGGCCGCUCGGGCUCCGCUCCCCGUCACACCGCGGGGGCGGCCCCGGCGCACCCUCCUUCCCCAAGGGAGGAGCCAGCGGCCUGGGCAGGCCCGGGCUGGGGCCGCCGCCGCCGCCGCCCCGCAUGGAGCCCCCGCGGCUCCCUCCGCCUCCCCGGGCCGGCCCAGCGGCUCCUUGGGCGGGCGGCGGCCCCGGCGGGCCGGGCCGGGCCGUGAGGGGCGGGAGCGGCCGCGUACGGCGGCGCGGAGGGAACAAGCGGCCCGGCGGUGAUGGGCGGCACCGCGGGGCCCGGCACGGCCGCACUGCUGGGGACCCCGGCCUGCCCGGGCCGGGCCUGCCCCGGGGAGCAGCCAAACGCGGGGCCUGCGGCGGGCGGGGCCGGCUACCGAGGCACAGGAUUGCCACAGUUUGGCCUCAGAGCCCCGUGGGAACUGAAACCCCCGUUCGGGGGCCUGCAGGAGUUAAUGCUACCCAGGGCUGUCUCGUAAGCCAGAGGCUCCCAACAGCUUUUGAGUGCACACUAAUUCAGGCAGAAGUGACCUGCUGGACAGGACAGUACUGCAGAAGCAUCUGUGGGACCCCAGCACUGUCCAAGCAAGGGCAACUGUCAUUUGGAAAACUCACCUGCUCCACAUAAAGGGCUCCAGCAGCACACUGGCUUUGUGUCAGCCCAGAACACCUGUAACAGGGCACAGUCCUGUCAUUCAUCAGAGCUAAUGAAAUGAUCCUGUUAACACUCCUGGUCAUGCACCUUCCUCAUGUUCCUGUUUCCUGACAAGGCCUUGAAGAUGUGUUCUUUUUAUUUUUAUUUAGAAGAACAGAUAAAUAUUUUGCCAAAGAUGAUAGUCAAGCACAGAACCUUGGAAAGUAUCCAAAUAAGCAGCAUGGAGAAACCAUAGUUGGAAGGUUUCAGUGGCUACUUUAAUGGAUUAGUAAAUAAUAUGGAAAAUGGACUUUCUUGAUUCUCAGGUAUCAAACUCUAGCUUCUAAAAUGGAUAGAGUGACUCUGCAACAGGAGAGGCUUGUGAGGACAAAGUUAAGCUAGUCCCUGAAUGAUGCAGUGUAAAAAGGGGUAAUUCAUGGAAUCAGGUGGUAGAGUCAUGAACCUGCCUUUGCAAAUAUGACCAUUAAUCACUGUGUUGAAAACAUUUGCCUUGAGGGAAAGGGAAAAGUCUGUAUUGCAAGACACUAUAAGAUGAACAAAUUUAAAUUACCUCAGAGUUGUAUCUCUGCAUAGACAUAGCCCUA